Aspergillus nomiae NRRL 13137 is the source of this 621-nucleotide messenger RNA. Its product is annotated as glutathione S-transferase. Gene Ontology annotation, molecular function: glutathione transferase activity. Lineage: Eukaryota; Fungi; Ascomycota; Eurotiomycetes; Eurotiales; Aspergillaceae. The transcript has 5 exons. The record is from RefSeq and is a predicted model, not a curated record. Gene Ontology annotation, biological process: glutathione metabolic process. Bases 1 to 621 code for a protein of 206 amino acids.
AUGGCGCUGCCAUCCGCGAAACCUACGCUCCAUUACCUCGAUAUCGGUAGCCUGGGCCGUGGAGAGAUUGUCCGACUGUUCUUGCACGACGCGGGAGUGGAGUUCAAUGAUGUCCGAUAUCCGUAUGACGAUACUUGGCCAACGGCCAGCGCAGAACUCAAGCAGAAAGGGUUAUCAGUGACUGGCAAGGUACCGGUCCUUGAGUAUGAAGGACAAAUCCUCACACAGCAUCUACCAAUCCUGAGGUACCUAGCUAGAGAGCUGGGCGAAUAUGACGGAAAUACGAGCCUGGAGAAGUAUCUUCUAGAUGCAGUUGCUGAUGUGUAUACUGACUGGCGAGUCCAAUGGGUGAACAACCUUGGCAACGUCACGGACAAAUUUAAGAACGAGUAUGUCCCGAACUAUUACAACGUCUUAGCUACGUUUUAUGCUCAGAAGGAGGGACCUUAUCUCCUGGGUGAGAGGAUCACUUAUACGGACUUUGUCGUCUACCAGUCUAUCGACAACGAUUCACAGAUUGGAACAUUGCCGGCGUCUCUGCCGGAGCCUCUCACUAGGCUUAGAGCAGCGUUCGAAGCCCGGCCUAGAGUCGCGCCGUAUCUGGCGAGCCGCCGUGGCUAA